GGAGCUGAAAAUGCAGAUUUAGCCUCAAGCACAGACAUACACUCGCUCUUUCUCUCAGAUACACACAGCUCCCCACAUUCGCACCUCUGCCAGCGAGCCUGACUACACGGCUUCCCCGCCAGCCAGAUGCUGGAGGAGAACAAACAUUGAUUUGCUGCUUUCCGAGCCCCUAAUUAGUCUUUUUCCCAACACAAAGAUUUUUUUUAAACAAACAAAAAACUAUAUAAUUUUUUUAUUUGCACCUUUCCUCCGAGUCCCCCGCUCCACCAGCCUGCGCGCCUCCUAGCACCACUUUUCACUCCCAGAGAAAGAUGAAAGGUGGCUGUAUCUCCCAGUGUAAGGCGGCCGCCGGGCUCCUCUUCUGUGUCAUGGUUUUUGCAUCUGCCGAGAGACCGGUCUUCACGAAUCAUUUUCUUGUGGAGUUGCAUAAAGGAGGAGAGGAAGAAGCUCGCCAAGUUGCAGCAGAACACGGCUUUGGAGUCCGAAAGCUUCCCUUCACUGAAGGCCUGUACCACUUCUAUCACAAUGGCCUUGCAAAGGCCAAGAGAAGACGCAGCCUACAUCACAAACAGCAGCUGGAGAGAGACCCCAGGGUAAAGAUGGCCUUGCAGCAAGAAGGAUUUGACAGAAAGAAGCGGGGGUAUAGAGACAUCAACGAGAUUGAUAUCAACAUGAAUGAUCCUCUUUUUACAAAGCAGUGGUAUCUGAUCAAUACCGGACAAGCUGAUGGCACUCCUGGCCUUGAUUUGAACGUGGCAGAAGCCUGGGAGCUGGGAUACACAGGAAAAGGUGUUACCAUCGGAAUUAUGGAUGAUGGGAUUGACUAUCUGCACCCGGACCUGGCCUCGAACUACAACGCCGAGGCGAGCUAUGACUUCAGCGGCAACGACCCCUAUCCUUACCCUCGAUACACAGACGACUGGUUCAACAGCCACGGGACGCGAUGUGCAGGCGAGGUUUCUGCCGCAGCCAACAACAAUAUCUGUGGGGUUGGAGUGGCCUACAACUCCAAGGUCGCAGGUAUCCGGAUGCUGGACCAGCCGUUCAUGACGGACAUCAUCGAGGCCUCUUCCAUCAGCCACAUGCCUCAGCUGAUCGACAUCUACAGCGCCAGCUGGGGCCCGACAGACAACGGGAAGACGGUGGACGGGCCCCGUGAGCUCACGCUUCAGGCCAUGGCCGACGGCGUCAACAAGGGCCGAGGAGGCAAAGGCAGCAUCUACGUGUGGGCCUCCGGGGACGGUGGCAGCUACGACGACUGCAACUGUGACGGCUACGCCUCCAGCAUGUGGACCAUCUCCAUCAACUCGGCCAUCAACGACGGCAGGACCGCCCUGUACGACGAGAGCUGCUCCUCCACCUUGGCCUCCACCUUCAGCAAUGGCAGGAAGAGGAACCCCGAGGCCGGCGUGCUGGUAUCCAGCCUGGGCCUGACCUGGAGAGACAUGCAGCAUUUGACUGUGCUCACCUCCAAACGGAAUCAGCUUCACGACGAGGUCCAUCAAUGGCGGAGGAAUGGGGUUGGCCUGGAGUUUAAUCACCUCUUUGGCUACGGGGUCCUUGAUGCGGGCGCCAUGGUGAAAAUGGCGAAAGACUGGAAAACCGUGCCUGAGAGAUUCCACUGUGUGGGAGGCUCCGUGCAGGACCCUGAGAAAAUACCAUCCACUGGCAAGCUUGUGCUGAGCCUCACCACCGAUGCGUGUGAGGGGAAAGAAAAUUUCGUCCGUUACCUUGAGCACGUCCAAGCUGUCAUCACAGUCAAUGCCACCAGGAGAGGAGACCUGAACAUCAACAUGACUUCCCCGAUGGGCACCAAGUCCAUCUUGCUGAGCCGGCGUCCAAGGGAUGACGACUCCAAGGUGGGCUUUGACAAGUGGCCUUUCAUGACCACCCACACUUGGGGGGAAGACGCCCGAGGAACCUGGACCCUGGAGCUGGGGUUCGUCGGGAGCACAGCCCAGAAGGGGGUGCUGAAGGAGUGGACACUGAUGCUGCAUGGCACGCAGAGCGCGCCUUACAUCGACCAGGUUGUGAGGGAUUACCAGUCCAAGCUGGCCAUGUCCAAGAAGGAGGAGCUGGAGGAGGAGCUGGACGAAGCUGUGGAGAGAAGCCUGAAGAGCAUCCUGCACAAGAACUAGGGCUGCAGCCGGGCCUCGACCACCUCCCUCCCUCCCCCAUCUCUGCCUCUCUGUCCUUGGUCCACCCUCUGUCAGGAACCGAGCAACUACUGUCACCCUCACAUAAGCGACUCCACCCUCUUGAUCUGAAGCUUUGCUCACUGUCAAUGAUUCUUUUCAUCACAAUGGACGCCAUCUUUUUACUUCUAUGCCCCAAAUACAGUGUUCCAACCAAAACCUAUGUCCCAUUUGUGACUCUGAAGUUCUUUAUUUGUGUCAUUCAAAUAGGUGAUAGCCAGCAAACAAAACUGGGACAGGUUUCUCCUCCAUUUUGUUCAUAUCUGAGAAGAGAAUGCAUUUAAAAAGCCACACAGAGUGACUCCAAGAACGUUUAUUCAUGGUCUCGACUGAGGACCUGUUACAUAAAAAGGGAAAGAUGAUAACAGAAGGUGAGCUCUGAAUCUCUAAAGCACAACAGAUGCUGUAAGUCCUUUGGGGGAAAAUGUUUUGAACUUAGCAAGAUUUUUCAGUGACAUAGAUGAAGGGGGUGUGUGAUGCAAAAGACAGCAUCCAUGGCGGCCCCAGUCACUGGCUGGGGAAGAAAGUGUCCAAAAGUAUGAGCAUUGGAAAUCGUACCACCAACGCCAACAGCAUAACUUGUCCUACUCAGCCAGUGUGAUCCAUAUAAAACCUAAGUAGCGUGGCUUUCCUUUUCACCAGCUGCUGCUGUGUUAUGGUAGAAUUUGCCAGAGAAGCCCGAAUUACUCAGUUUGUAUAGAAAUCAUGCCAGCCCCAAUUUUCUGGGGUUUCUCACAUAGCUAUCCAAAAGAAAAAAGGCAAGGCAAGUCUGGCAACACGUCUAGGAAAGAAUAGCUCAGUGGCUUAGAACACAGGGAAUGUUCCUCUUCCUAAAUCACUUUAGAGCUUCUGAAUCAGAUUGAGAAGCGAGAUGAGUAUUUUGGGCACACUUAUACUUGGGCUUCGAUUUCUAAAACAAAUGGUUGUGAUUCUUUGAUGUGUUGGGGAAAUGGCCUCCGUUCUGGAAGAGGUGUGUGAAGGGUGAAGGGGGAGUGUUUGAAGAUGUGGACCUCCAUUUGUGUGGAGCCUCUUCCGCCAAAGGGGGGAAAUGCUGACCCAACCCCCAACAACGUGAGGCCUGAAGGAAGCAAGAGAAGACCUCUGUAGGGAAAGCACAGUUACCGUUUGACAACUAAGCAACCCGUGGAGAUGUUUAACAUGCAACCCAAAGGUGACACACUCUUCCCCCUGUCGACCCCGAAAGACACAGCACCAUUUCACUACCAAAUAGAAAUGGCUUUCUAUUGGACCCAUCAUUACUUUGUUUUUCUCCCCAAGGAUUGGCCCCUUUAUUGGUUUGAUUAGAUUCCCAGGAACUGAUUAACCACUUCUGGCUGCACUUCUCCCUUCCCACAGAAGUGUGUAGCUAAGCUCGGAGUUCCUUUCCUUAAAGCCAGCAACACAAGGGCACUAGGUUCCAUUCCUUGAAGACGGCAACUUUAAGAGAAAACUCUGGAAAACCCAUUUUCUUUCUUUUCUCCCCCCCCCAUAUUGGCAUGAAUUUCUGUCUUCUCUAACACCAUAUGACCUUCUCUAUAUAAUGCUUUAAAAUGUGAUUAUAUUUAUGAUUUUUAAAAGAAGUUUAUUACCUGUUGUGAAGGUCUUUUUAAACCAGCUUAGAUUUAAAGAAAAAUUAAUGGAAACCAUCAAAAAUUCAUUUCAUAUUAACAGUCUGAAAAUAAACCAAAGGACAUUAUGUGUGCAUAUGUGUAUAAGUGCACACAGAAAUAUAUAUACAUAUGUAAACUAUAUACAUGUGUGUAUGUGUGUGUGUGUAUAUAUAUAUAUAUAUAUACACUGUAUAAAUGUAUAUAUACACAUAUACUUAAAAUGUGUGUAUGUGUAUUUAUUGAAGAAACCGACACCAUAUUCAUCUCUAAAAGAAUAUUCAGAGAAUAUCAAGAUGAUUCUGGCUGAAGAAAAAGGCCGGUGGAAAUUCAGGUGAAAAUGUUCAUUGAUUCCCAUUGUAUCACCUCUGUAAUUUUGCAGCUUUCUGUAUAAACAUUAAAUAUCUUAUAUAGCAGCAAAAAUAUAAAAUAGUUGUCCAUAUUUUCACAGCUGUGGUGUAAUUUAUGAAAUUAGAGAGUAACUUAUCAGCUUCUUAAUAGAAAUGGCAAGUUUUGAUAUGAGUAUACAGUAUAUAAAAAUAUAUAUAUAUAGUGCUAUAUAAAAAUAUUUGGCCUCUAUUUCAUUUUUUGCACCAGUAUUAACACAGAAAUAUGUCUAGCUAGUGAGGUUUUUAAGAUAUCCCUGAUCCUAAUGCAAGAGACAGUUAUUUAUAAUCAUUUAUUUUAAAAAAUAAAAAUAAGUGAAUAAUGAUUAAUCAAGUCAACAUUGUUACUCCCUGUGACAAAAUUUUAUAAGUAAAUUUAAAAAGACAUAUUGUAAAUUAGGAGACUCAACAAUAAAACAUUACCUUCCAGAAACUAUGUGGGAUGUGAUAUAUAUUACAUAAAAACACUUUCAUCCAUUCUAAGAGCAGAUAAUAAUAAAAAGUUGCCAAAGAGAGAUCUAAAAAGCCUGCUUUCAUAAAAUAUGCCUGAGAGAUUUAAAAUUAGCAAAUAAAUCACAUACAAAUUACGAUCUACUGCAGCAUUUUUCAAACUCAAGUUAUAUGCCAUUAAACAGUUGUAAAAAAAAUUUAGGGAGUCAGGACUAACAUUUUGGAAUAGAAUAAAACAGAAUAGAAUAGAAACGAAAUGAAUGGAAUGGAAUUGAUCCUGCAUAUUAAUGAGAAUCGAAAUAUUGGGGGGGGGAUGUGUGUCUGGAAAUAAAAAAUGUACCUGUGUGUAUAUGUGUGUAUUGGCUUACAAGGUAAAUAUUUCUUACUGUGGGUCAUGGUCAAAAAACUUUUAGAAAGACUAUUCUAGAAUAUAUUCAUCAAGCUAGACUGAGUUAAGCUGCAGUAACAAACAGCCCCCAAAUUUCAGUGGCUUAACACUGCAAAGAUCUAAUUAUCAUUCACAUGAAUUCCUCUGAGGGUUCAGGAGACUCCCCGAGGCCACAGACUCAGGGAGUCAGGCUGCUUUAAUCUUCAGUCUUAUGGUUUGUAAUCAUACCCAAGACCGCUAAAUCGCCACACAGAAGAGAACCCCCGGAGGACUCUUAUCCACUCCUGUGUUCAGCCUGAAGGAGACACACUUGCCAUUUGAGCUACUCUGCAUUGGCCGAUACUGUCAGUGACCCCGCCUAAAUGCAAGGCAGCUGGGAAAUGUAGGACAUCUAAUGGAAUACUUGACGAGCAUCGGAGAGAGCUUGACAUUCUCUUAAAAUGUAUUAAGUACCGAUUUACAUGGCCACCUCUCUUCACGGAUAGUACUGUGAACAGUAUUACAAACCAGCUGUCACCCAUGUGACCACAAGCUAUUCUAGCAAUCUUAAUAGUUUUUAAUAAAAUACUA
Ailuropoda melanoleuca (giant panda) is the source of this 5596-nucleotide messenger RNA. It is a transcript of the gene PCSK2, whose product is annotated as proprotein convertase subtilisin/kexin type 2. Lineage: Eukaryota; Metazoa; Chordata; Mammalia; Carnivora; Ursidae. Gene Ontology annotation, biological process: peptide hormone processing. The record is from RefSeq and is a predicted model, not a curated record. The coding region runs from base 312 to 2138 and encodes 608 amino acids. The transcript has 11 exons. Gene Ontology annotation, cellular component: membrane; neuron projection. Gene Ontology annotation, molecular function: serine-type endopeptidase activity.